CAUCAUAUGUUAAACCAAACUGCAUAGUUCUCUGUCUCUUACUUUCUUAUGAAUAUUUUAAGUAUUACAGCUGUGGAGGAAACUCCUAAGCUCCUCCAUGGAACAAUUGAAGCUACCAUCUUCAAUGCCUCACCUUACUCACCUAUAUUUCCCUUCAAUUGUUUAUGCAGAAAUGGAAAGCCUGCUUAUGUGACUAUAAAGAUAGACAACCAAAAUUUUGCAAAAACCAGUGAAGAAAGCAACCGUGUAUGGAACCAAACCUUUCAGGUUCAGUGUGCUCAUCCAGCUGAUUCAUGCAUCACCAUUACACUGAAAACAUCACAUUCUUCCAUUCUGGGGAAGUUCCAUAUUCAGGCUCAGCAGCUGUUGAAGAAAGGAGGUUUGAUCAACGGGUUGUUCCCACUCCUCAUGGAUAAUGGAAAACCAAACACAAAACUUAAGUUGAAGUUUAUGCUUUGGUUCAAGCCAGCAGAUUUGGAACCAAGUUGGGCAAAGAUGUUGAGCAAUGACUGGGAAUUUCAAGGGCUGAAGGAGGCUAGCUUUCCUCUAAGGUCCAACUGUCAGGUUAAACUUUAUCAUGAUGCUCACCAUUCUUCAGCUUUUCAACCUCCAUUUGAUCUAUGUGGAGCUCCAAAGAAGCUAUGGGAGGAUGUCUAUAAAGCCAUUGAGGGUGCAAAGUAUUUAGUUUAUAUUGUAGGCUGGUCCUUCAAUCCCAUGAUGGUUCUGGUUAGAGAUCCUCACACAGAAAUCCCACAUGCCAGAGGAAUUAAGUUAGGUGACCUGUUAAAGAAGAAGGCAGAGGAAGGAGUGGCUGUGAGGGUUAUGCUUUGGGAUGAUGAAACAUCUUUACCCUUUGUGAAGAACAAAGGCGAGUUGAACAACCAAGAUGAGGAAGCUUUUGCUUUUUUCAACCACACAAAAGUAAUAUGCAGAAAGUGCCCCAGAUUACACCACAUGUUCCCAACACUCUUUGCUCACCAUCAGAAGACUAUAACAGUGGACACAAAACCUUCCAAAUUUGUUGAUGACAGAGAGCUAAUGAGCUUUGUGGGUGGGUUGGAUUUGUGUGAUGGAAGAUAUGACACAGAGCAGCAUUCAUUGUUUCAAACACUCAUUAGAGAAUCUCAUUGUUAUGAUUUCUACCAAACAAGCAUUGAAGAAGCUAGCCUCAACAAAGGAGGGCCAAGGGCGCCUUGGCAUGAUGCUCAUGCUUGUGUUAUUGGUGAAGCUGCUUGGGACGUGCUAGCCAAUUUUGAGCAAAGAUGGACAAAGCAGUGUGAUCCUUCUUUUCUAAUCCCUUCUAGCACCUUGGCAAAUCUUAUGCCAAAGACAAGCUCAAGCAUUCCUAGGGAGAGGAAUUGGAAAGUUCAAAUAUACAGGUCAAUUGAUCAUAUCUCAGUUAGUGAGUUGUCUACGAAGUCAACUGUGGAGAGGAGCAUCCAUGAAGCUUAUGUUGAAGCAAUUAGGCGUGCUGAAAGGUUUAUAUACAUUGAAAGCCAGUAUUUCAUUGGAGGAUGCCAUUGGUGGAAGAAAGAUAGGCACUGUGGUUGUACUAAUCUAAUUCCCAUUGAAAUUGCACUGAAGGUGGUAAGUAAGAUUAAGGCAAAGGAGAGAUUUGCUGUGUACAUAGUCAUACCGAUGUGGCCAGAAGGAGAACCUGAAAGUGAACCUGUUCAAGAUAUACUGCAUUGGACUAGAGAAACAAUGGCAAUGAUGUAUAGGUUGAUUGGAGAAGCAAUACAAGAAAGUGAGCAACAGGGACACCCUAGAGACUACUUGAAUUUCUUCUGUCUUGCAAACAGGGAGCAGAAGGGACCGGGAGAGUAUCUUCCACUAGAUUCACCCCAACCUGAAACUCAAUACUGGAAUGCUCAAAAGAAUAGGAGAUUCAUGGUUUAUGUUCACUCCAAGUUCAUGAUAGUGGACGACCUAUACAUACUGAUAGGAUCAGCUAAUGUAAACCAAAGAUCCAUGGACGGGCAAAGGGACACUGAGAUUGCAAUAGGAUGCUACCAGUCUCAAGAUGAAGAUGAUAAUCAGGAAAUGAACCUAGAUGAAGUUCAAGCAUAUAGAUUGUCUCUAUGGUAUGAGCACACAGUGAGUGUUGAUGAGUUGUUCUUGGAGCCAGAAAGAUUGGAAUGUGUGGAGAGAAUGAGAUCAAUAGGAGAUGAAAUGUGGGAAAUCUACAACAGUGAAGAGGUGAGAGACAUGGAAGGUGUUCACCUUGUGAGUUACCCUGUGAGAGUAACACCAGAAGGGUAUGUGAAAGACCUCGCUGAUGGAGUUCAUUUUCCUGAUACAAAUUCUCUUGUCAAAGGCAAAAGGUCUAAAAUAUUGCCUCCUAUCUUUACCACUUAGAUAUAAGGUUGAGUUAUCACAACACAAAUCAACUAGUGUUCUAAUAAAUGUGAAGGAAAAAAAAAACAUACAUGUCUUACUUUUUUGUUUAAUUUAGUGCAAAAGUUACUUUAAUAACUUAAAAUAUGAGUACUAAUAUAUUAAGAACGUG
Vigna angularis (adzuki bean) is the source of this 2509-nucleotide messenger RNA. Its product is annotated as phospholipase D alpha 4. Gene Ontology annotation, biological process: phosphatidylcholine metabolic process; phospholipid catabolic process. Gene Ontology annotation, molecular function: D-type glycerophospholipase activity; calcium ion binding. The record is from RefSeq and is a predicted model, not a curated record. Gene Ontology annotation, cellular component: plasma membrane. The transcript has 4 exons. The coding region runs from base 49 to 2358 and encodes 769 amino acids. NCBI's taxonomy places the organism in Eukaryota, Viridiplantae, Streptophyta, Magnoliopsida, Fabales, Fabaceae.